AUGAUACCAUUACAAUCGAUCGACUACACUUACGAAGAACAUAUGUUGCGUAGAGCUGCUGCCUUUAGAACUACCCAUUCGCGGAUUAUGUGCCCAAAAGGUUGUGGUCGUAGCUAUAAGCGGGUGGAGCACCUAAAGCGGCACAUUGGGUACGAGUGCGGUGUCGAACCAAAGUACCAGUGUCAUGUUUGUCAACGCAAGUUCGUGUACAAUUUCAGUAUGAAGAAGCACAUGGUACUCGUGCACAAAGAUCAAUCCUUGGGUCCUGACACUAUUACGUCCGUUCCGUCCCUCCGAUCCCCACCUAUCAAAUUAAGAAUUAAAACAAAACCAAAAUUAGAUACAGUUCCAGCGUUAUCAGCAACUAACAUUACUCUACUACCUGAAUCAAAAAAACAAGAACCAAAGAAAUGUUCUGUAUCUGUAACUAAAACAGAAAAUUGUUAUAGAUGUAAAAACUGUAAAAAUAUAAUUUUAGGUCCAAAUGCUGAAAAUCUGUAUGUAGAACAUAUUUUGACAUGUCUUGACACAAACAACUUUGAAUGUUCAAUAUGUUUUAAAAAAUUUGCUCAUAAACGUGGUCUUACUAAUCAUUUAAGACUUACACAUUUAGUUUUUGACUAA
Messenger RNA from Melanaphis sacchari, 624 nucleotides. RefSeq names its product transcriptional repressor CTCFL-like. Gene Ontology annotation, cellular component: nucleus. The coding region runs from base 1 to 624 and encodes 207 amino acids. Gene Ontology annotation, biological process: regulation of transcription by RNA polymerase II. The transcript has 2 exons. The record is from RefSeq and is a predicted model, not a curated record. Lineage: Eukaryota; Metazoa; Arthropoda; Insecta; Hemiptera; Aphididae. Gene Ontology annotation, molecular function: DNA-binding transcription activator activity, RNA polymerase II-specific; RNA polymerase II cis-regulatory region sequence-specific DNA binding.